AUGGUGAUAAAACAUUUUGUGAAAUAUGCUAGGGAUAGGGAAAAUGAGAGAGGAGGUAGGAUGGGUAAAAGAACUGUUUUCUUGAUGUAGGCAGGCAACUUUUGAUUAAAAAAUAUAUUAGCCAGUCUUAGCCUUAAAUGAUAUUGAGCUUGAGCUUAAGCUUCUGUUUGAGUCUAAGCGUGACCUUGAGCUUGAGAUUGAGCCUAAGCCUGAGUCUAAGCUUGAGUCUGAGCCUAAGUCUGAGCCUGAGGUUGAGCCUGAGAUUGAACCUGAGCUUGAGCCUGAGCUUGAGCCUGAGCCUGAGCGUGAUCCUGAGCCUAAGCCUGAGCCUGAAUUUAAGCCUGAGUCUAAACCUGGGUGUGAGGGUUAGUUUGAGCCUGAGCCAGAACCUGAGCCUAAGCUUAGGCCUAAGCCUGAGCCUGAGCCUGAGCCUGAGUCUGAGUCUGAGUCUGAAUCUAAGCCUAAGCCUAAGCCUAAGCCUAAGCCUAAGCCUAAGCCUAAGCCUAAGCCUAAGCCUAAGCCUAAGCCUAAGCCUAAGCCUAAGCCUAAGCUUAAGCCUAAGCCUAAGCCUAAGCCUAUGCCUAAGCCUAAGCCUAAGUCUAAGCCUACGCCUAAGCCUAAGCCACCAUAUUAUCGCUGA
Molecule: messenger RNA, 640 nt
Organism: Bursaphelenchus okinawaensis
Lineage: Eukaryota; Metazoa; Nematoda; Chromadorea; Rhabditida; Aphelenchoididae
Source: the annotation of a GenBank genome assembly